CAUCAUUCUGUCUCCCUCACAGCCACAUGCGACAGUGUCCAGCCCCGGGUUCCCGCGGGCCUACCCCGACGACGCAAAUUGUGUGAGCGAUGUGCGUGCUCCGCCCCAACUUACUCUAAGGUUGUACUUUGAGGAACUGCUUACGGAAUAUGAGCCUAAUUGCGCGUACGAUUUUCUGGAAAUCAUUGAGCUGGGCUUGGAAAAUGUGACUGAGGGUGGACAAGAGGACUGGCUGUUACAAGAUCAUCAUGAAAACUACAACGAAAAUGAGGUAUACGACUACGAGAACCUGCUCCCGGAAUCGGAUGCGAUCAGCGCAGGCUGGGUGAGCAAUAGCCAAUCGACUGCGUCAAGGCGACUGUGCGGAGACUGGGGCGGCAAACUCAAGUUACUCCGGUACCAGUCGCGAGGCGGUUGGUUACGACUGCGUUUCAAAUCGGACCACUCGAGGCAUUUUGCUGGCUUCCGCGCUAAGCUCACCCUCGCUGACUCUCAAUCGUGUAUGGACGCAAAGCAAGUACUCCACAACGGUCACUGCUACCUUUUCUCCGGAUAUCCGAAGGCAUCUUGGGCGACUGCCAAGCAGGUUUGCGAAGGACUGAACAUGCACCUUUCAUCCGUCCACUCUCCUGAAGAAGAACACUUCAUUGUGACCAGUAUCAGGCAAAGCAGUGACUACAGCGCUGGCUCCAUCUACUGGCUAGGUGCUGCUCGACUCCAGAACGAAUUCAACUGGGUAGAUGGCAGUGCUGUUGAAUACCAAGGAUGGCCAGCUUAUAACGAUACUGAGGAUUUGAAAGACACUUGCUUGGGAGUUCAGUGGAAAGCAUCUCUAGCAGCCGCGCAGCCCAGCGGUUUAUACUGGACGAUGCACAAGUGCUCGGUAACAGGAGGGUAUGUGUGCAAGCGCAGGUUGAACCCGGAACACAUCCUCAAGAACAGAACAGUUGAAGGUUCUUCAGGUGAACUGUCAAGCCCAAACCACCCGAACAUGUACGACAACGAUUUGGACUACUGGGUUCAUGUGGUGGGUCCUGCUGAAACGAGACUCGUCUUUGUCUUCAAUGCCAUUGACUUGGAAUACCAGAAGGAUUGCCUUUACGAUUUUGUUGAGUUACGAGAUAUUGUUACAAUGAAAUCGUCGAGGUACUGCGGAACUGUGGGAGAGACAAGAUGGGUGGCGUCGAGCAAUAAAGCCAUUCUGCAUUUUCAUUCCGAUUAUAACGUCCAAGGCACGGGGUUUGCCCUAACAUGGACUGCGGCGGACCUAGCCGGAUGUCCGUCGCAAACAUUCACUUCCAAGGAAGGUGUUAUACACAGCCCCAACUUUCCUAAUUUUCUGCUCCCCAGCUUAGAUUGUACCAUCGAUAUUUUAGCUCCAACAGGAAAGCGAGUCUUCCUCAAUAUCAGCAUAUUCGAUUUCGGCUACGGAACAUUCGAGAAAGGCGUCCCUUUAAACGUCACCGAAAGCAUCCCUGAAGACAACUUCCUCGAGGUUCAGGUCGACCCGCAGACUACGCCCAUCCGGCCGUUUCUUACUGCCAGCAUAUUGACCAACGGGCUCUUCGUAUCGCAAUCCGAAAUGAUCAGAUUAAGAUUUAGGACUGGAGAAAAUGUGAUUGGCAAAGGUUUUUUGGCAUAUUUUAAAACAAUAAGCUUCCUAAACGUAACACACGUGGUAGAGCUCCGGAAUGUCCGCUCCGGUCGACUGUCACCUCCGAACUGGCCAGCCGCGCCCCCGCCACGGUCAAAACUGCGCAUGCGUCUAUUGGCUCCACACUCCCAUACGCUGACGGUGGCUAUCGCCCAGACUAGACUUGUCGCACCGGAUAACAAUUCUCCCAUUCGCGAGCUUCCCACUCCACUUCCGACCCCCUUGCCUACUCCCCUCCCUACGCCUUUGCCUUCGCCUCGGUUGCCCAAGAGAACAGAACAGAUUAUAAAGAGUGACUCGACAAUAACAUGCAUCUCUCCCAGCGAGGACGAACUUGAUGAAAUAAGAUGCGAAUUUAAACCUGAGCGACCAACUUCUGGACUGAGAUUAAAACUACGUCAACCAGCAACAAGCACAGAUACGCCAACACCGUCCACUCUAGUAACGGAUUCCCCAAGUCCGAGUUUUACACACAGUCAAGACUCCGAACGAGAAAUGUCUUCUCCGUCUCCCAACCCACCUACUUUACUAGUACCCAUCUUAACUAUUGAACGGCCGUCUCCUGGAUCGCCGCCUCCUAGACGUACUCCACCACUUUUAGAACUACAUCCACCGCCUCUAAUAACUGUUACUUAUAAUGCUAGCGAAGAAUCUGAUGAGCCACUGUCGCCACGGCCUCCGCCACCAACAGGCAAUAUGUGCUAUCUAAGUCCAUUCUCCAUGUCAGCUAGAGGAGAAAGGGCACCUUCAGAAUCAAAUCUUUCUUCGUCCGGGUACAGUUCCAUGGCUAGUCCUGGUCCUUCAAGAUGCGGUUCGAGUAAUCCUCUAUGUCCUUCUGAAAUGGAAGAUCCUGGAUCCGGAGGUGGCGGUAGUGGAUUUCAAUCAAGAAGAAGGCCGUUAAUGAAGACUAACUCAAGUCCUGCCACAUCGAACGAUGACUCAAAUGAAAGAAGACGUGGACGAUCAGAUUCGGAAACGCUAUCAGAUGAUCCAUUAUUAGAGUCGAACGACGAGGGUAUUGGAACUGAUGAAAAAGUAGAUGACGUAUUACCAUCCAGCGCUAAAGAGAUGGAAACUUUAGUCGUAUUAAAAGAAACGCUAGAUAUACCCCAAGCGACUUUAUGCUCCCCAAGUGGAGUGACCAAGUGUUCUAUAGUAAAAUGCAUUAGUGUAGAGAGAGGCUUAGAUGAGAAGGCUUGUUUGAGACCUCCGACCUUACUUUCCGACUGCAGUCGACCGUUGAGUCCCGUUAGCUCACGAAGCGAAAGUCCUAUGAGUGACAAGACAGGUUUGGGAAGGUUUUCACCGCAGUUUUAUGGUCGGCAGUUACCGUUUACUGAUUCUGAUGGAUUAUACGACUUUCCUAGUUCCGAUUGUGUAAAAGGAGGUAGUUGUAAGUCGGGAAGCAGUACUCAGAGGAAAGCUGGUAGAAGAAGAGACAGGAGAACGACAAGAACAUCGUCUCACGAAGUCGCGGGAACAGCGAAAUCCACUCUCCCACAUAUGCCGCAUUCGAUGCACAACUUGCUUGAGGUGCCAGGCAGUCGCGAUGGAUCGACUCGUGGUCGUAAAUCUGGUCGUCGUCGGUCGCGCUCACAAGCACCCGCGCCGCCAUCAUCGUCCUCCUCAGAAGAUUCCGUGUCUAACGCUUCGGUAGCCUCCGUCGCCUCUGCCAGAGAACUCAGAGUGCCACCGGACUUAGAAAUGCAGGACACGUCGUCGAAGAUCUCAUCCAGUCUGGAUCUGACGGAAGACUCGCGGAAGCCGGCCAAGACUAAUAAGCUGCGAACUAUCAGCAAUCAAAUAAGAUUUCUCCGUCGCCUAGAACGCAGUCUCAAAAUGCGGGAAAGCUAUCCUGCCCUGUCUGACGACGAGGGAGACGAGUCAUCCAGCGUGACGUCACCCUUACUACAGACCAGGAAAGACUUGCAAGCGUCCGGCCAUGCGAUAUCAGCGCCUCUGCUAGGCGCAGUAAGGCCUAAAAUCACACGGCAAAGGCGGUACGACCGAUCUUUGGUAGCCGAUGACAUGAAGACUUUGAAUGCAGCCCAUGAUAAUUCUGACUAGGUUCACCUGGUACUCCUAUAUAAGACUGUAAUAGUCCCAUUGAACAAAAGGUCGCUCUGAAAUAGUAAAGGUGCUCGGACGUCCGGUCUCCUCCUGUAUAACUACUUCCAAUCACGUUUUCGGCUUUCCAUCUAGAUGAACGUCCAACAUCAAAUACAUUUAGGUAUAGUUUAUUCGUCUCCACUAGAACCUAAUAGUCGCAGUGUUAAAAGUGUUUCUAAAAUAAUAACUGGCUGUAUAACGGAUCUCCUACAAACACUCCCAAGCCACAUUUUCGGCUUUCCAUCUAGAUGAGACGUCAAACCCUGAGUACAUUUCCGUAUGAUUCGUCUAAGUGGAGACGGAUGUCGUGUUGUAAUAGUCGUAUUGCUAAAAGUCUUUCUUAUGGUAAUACUGACAGUGUUCGGUCGUCCGAUCUCCUCCUACAACCACUUCCAAGCCACCUUUUCGGCUUUGCAUUUAGAUAAAACUCCAACACUGAGUAAAUACAUUUGUCUAUAGCUUUACAACCAAAUGUCAGACAACAAAAAUAAGUAUAUGUAUCAUAUUCAUAAUACACUGAGACACUUGAGCAAAUCUUUGUUCUUUCCUUUUUUUUUCUCAAAGGAUUUAUUAAUAUUAGGAGGUCUAAAGAAAGGAGUGUAAAUUGUUAAAGUAGAUAUUGUAAUUUGUUCAUAAAAAUAACUAAUAAAACAACAAAAAUUAUUUCAAUACAUUUCGAUUGUUAAUCUUGUUCAAAUAUUAAUUAUAGAGAAUGUUACAGUAAAACUUGAAAUCUGGGUAUGCUGGAAAAUGUCCUCAUUUUGACAGUUGUCAAAUGGGCAAGUAUACAAGAUUCUAACCCAAUGUGAUAUAUUAUUGUAAGGAACACGAAAAAGUAGAAAAAUUAGUCGUCGUUGUAAAUGUGUAGAUGAAACACUUUUUGUUAUUUUCAGUUCACUUUUGAUGUCGCAAACUAUACCGUACCUUCUGAAUGCUUCGUGUUGUAUAUAGAUUCUGUAUAGCAAUAACCUAUUAUAUAGAGUGAUAUGUAGUUAUUUAAUGAUGA
Hyposmocoma kahamanoa is the source of this 4769-nucleotide messenger RNA. RefSeq names its product verprolin-like. The transcript is spliced from 16 exons. The record is from RefSeq and is a predicted model, not a curated record. Bases 503 to 3721 code for a protein of 1072 amino acids. Lineage: Eukaryota; Metazoa; Arthropoda; Insecta; Lepidoptera; Cosmopterigidae.